CCAGGAUCUCCCAACCCGUGAGGCGCGCUCUUUCUCCGACAGCUGCUCUGGGAGCCCUGCGCGCCUUGCUGUUCCGUGCCUUGCCCGUCUGUCCCCUCCGAUUGUGCCUAGAGAUGACCACCCAGCAGAUUGUCCUACAGGGCCCGGGACCCUGGGGUUUCCGCCUCGUGGGCGGCAAGGACUUCGAGCAACCUCUCGCCAUUUCCCGGGUCACUCCUGGAAGCAAGGCUGCUAUAGCUAAUUUAUGUAUUGGAGAUUUAAUCACAGCCAUCGAUGGAGAAGACACCAGCAGUAUGACACACUUGGAAGCUCAGAACAAAAUCAAGGGCUGCACAGACAACAUGACACUCACAGUAUCCAGGUCCGAACAGAAAAUUUGGUCUCCUCUAGUGAGCGAGGAGGGAAAGCGUCAUCCAUACAAGAUGAAUUUAGCUUCGGAACCCCAAGAGGUCUUGCACAUAGGAAGUGCUCACAACCGAAGUGCAAUGCCAUUUACUGCCUCACCUGCUCCCAGCACUGCCCCCCGGAUCAUCACAAACCAGUACAACAACCCCACCGGCCUCUACUCUCCUGAAAACAUCUCUAACUUCAACAGUGCUGUGGAGUCGAAGACCACGGGCAGUGGGGAGGAGGCGAACAGCAGACCCUUGGAUCAGCCUCAUCCUUCAGGCAGCCUCAUCAUCGACAAGGAAUCUGAAGUUUACAAGAUGCUUCAGGAGAAGCAGGAGUUAAACGAGCCCCCCAAACAGUCCACCUCCUUCCUGCUUCUGCAGGAGAUCCUGGAGUCGGAUGGGAAAGGGGAUCCCAACAAACCCUCAGGAUUCAGAAGUGUUAAAGCUCCAGUCACCAAAGUGGCUGCAUCAGUUGGAAAUGCUCAGAAGCUGCCCAUGUGUGACAAAUGCGGAACUGGCAUUGUAGGAGUGUUUGUGAAGCUGAGGGACCAUCACCGCCACCCUGAAUGUUACGUGUGCACUGACUGUGGCACCAACUUGAAACAGAAGGGCCAUUUCUUCGUCGAGGAUCAGAUUUAUUGUGAAAAGCAUGCCCGGGAGCGGGUUACACCACCUGAGGGCUAUGAUGUGGUCACCGUGUUCCCCAAGUGAUCAAGAGGACCUGCCUUGUCUGCUGCCCUCCAGCCAGCCUGCUGUCCCUGGUUCUCUGAAUGUUCUGGCCUCUCCUCCCUGACAGUCCUGUGCUCUACUAGUGUUAGUCCUGGUCAGUGAACAUGGAGUCUACCGGUGCUGACUCCCACGAGCUGUCUGGUGCCUGCUUUCUCAUUACUGGAAAUGGUUUUGUCCCUGUCCCCUCACCAACACCACCAUGCACCUUCUUCACUUGGGGUCUUCUAUGCUGCAAAAGGACAUUGGCCACAAUGGAACGAAGCCAAAUGUAGUAUCUCUCACAUUGAUUUUGUUUUACUUAAUAAAUUUAGACUCUUAA
Molecule: messenger RNA, 1440 nt
Organism: Peromyscus eremicus (cactus mouse)
Lineage: Eukaryota; Metazoa; Chordata; Mammalia; Rodentia; Cricetidae
Gene: Pdlim1
Product: PDZ and LIM domain 1
Exons: 7
Coding region: 114-1103 (329 amino acids)
Biological process (GO): actin cytoskeleton organization; heart development; muscle structure development
Cellular component (GO): filamentous actin; adherens junction; stress fiber
Molecular function (GO): muscle alpha-actinin binding; actin binding
Source: RefSeq, a predicted model, not a curated record